CAAACCCUGUAACCGAACCGUGCUCUGUGUCUCAGCUUGCGUCGCCGCGCAUCCACGACGCGAUCUUUUCCGACCGCAAGCGAGAGCCGCUCUGCCGCCGAGAUGCCUUCCCUCCUCUUGUCCGAGCCACAUCUCACCGAGGAGAUGAAGAGUAAGAAUUUUAAGAAGCGGAAGGUCGAUGAGGACGAGGAGGAGAGUGAUACCACCUCCGAUUCCACCGUAGUUAAGAGGCGGAAGCUGAUGGAGGAGAUCGUGGAAGCGGAUGAUCCGAAUGUCUUGUCCAACUUUAGGAUCUCGAACGCCCUGAGAGAGGCUCUGGAAUCGAAGGGGAUAAAGGCAUUGUUCCCCAUCCAGGCCAUGACUUUCGAUCUCAUACUCGAUGGGUUUGACUUAGUGGGCAGAGCACGGACCGGUCAGGGUAAAACUUUGGCAUUUGUGUUGCCUAUAUUAGAAUCUUUGACAAAUGGAAUUCUCAAGGGAUCAAGAAAGACUGGUUAUGGAAGAUCUCCUAGUGUUUUAGUACUUCUUCCGACUCGAGAGCUUGCUAAACAGGUGCACUCAGACUUUGAGGUCUAUGGUCAAGCAGUGGGGUUAUCUUCAUGCUGUUUGUAUGGUGGGUCUCCUUUCCGUGCUCAAGUAAUGUCAAUAAAGGAAGGUGUUGAUAUUGUUGUUGGAACUCCAGGACGUGUAAAGGAUCACAUACAGAGAAAUACUCUUGACCUAAAAACUCUAAAUUUCCGUGUCCUCGAUGAAGCAGAUGAAAUGUUGAAAAUGGGUUUCGUGAAUGAUGUGGAACUAAUUCUCCGUAAAGUUGAGGAUGCUAAGAAAGUUCAAACUCUCCUAUUCAGUGCUACAUUACCUGACUGGGUAAAGAAGAUAUCAGCAAGGUUCCUUAAGAAAGAUAAGAAAACAGCAGACCUCAUUGGCAAUCAAAAACUGAAGGCUAGUGCUAAUGUUAGGCAUCUUGUUCUUCCUUGUUCUCCUUCCGUGAGACAAAAACUCAUUCCAUAUAUUAUCGAUUUCUAUAGCAGUGGAGGCCGAACUAUUAUUUUCACCGAGACAAAAAAAUCUGCAGACAAGCUUGGUAGUAUCUUACCUGGUGCACAGGCUUUGCAUGGAGACAUAAUGCAACAACAGCGAGAAGUCAUACUAGCUGGAUUUAGGUCUGGCAAGUUUUUGGUUUUGGUUGCAACAAAUGUGGCAGCUCGGGGAUUAGACAUCAGCGAUGUGCAAUUGAUUAUACAGUGUGAGCCCCCACGUGAUGUCGAAGAUUACAUUCAUCGCUCUGGGCGAACCGGAAGAGCUGGCAAUACUGGCAUUGCAAUCCUACUAUAUGAACCCAAAAACAAGUCCCGUGUUUCUCGAAUCGAAAAAGACUCCGGUGUUAAAUUUGAGCACAUCUCUGCACCCGAGUCUGCUGGUAUUGAUGAAUCAGCUGAAUCUUUAGCAGCUACUGCUAUUACAAACGUUAACAGAUUCUCUCGUGGUAGAGAUGGGAAAAGCUUCUCCAAUGGAGGUGGUCGGGGUGGCCGCUGGGAAGGUGGCCGGGGAGGAGGUCGAGGAAGAGGACGUGGAGGUGAUCGAGGAGGCAGCCGGGAACAUGGAGGAGGUCGGGGAAGAGGUCGUGCUGGCCAAGGAGGCAAGAGAUUUAACCGAAGGAGGUGAAAUGUAUAUUUUUGGCGGUUUUUGUAUCUCAUAUCGUAGCUAAAUUGUUUUUUUUUUUGAAUUUAUUCUAUUGUGUUUCAAUUACUCAAGUCUGAUUGUGAGCAUUGUUGCUCCUGUAGCACGUAGCUGUGGCAAAGUUGCAUAUUGUAUUAAUUUAUGAACGAAUUUACUAUGUGUUUUUGAUAAACUAGUAUAAGAGUACAAUGAAAUUCUCCAAGUUAAAUUUUAUGUUGGUUUUAAAAA
Molecule: messenger RNA, 1908 nt
Organism: Zingiber officinale
Lineage: Eukaryota; Viridiplantae; Streptophyta; Magnoliopsida; Zingiberales; Zingiberaceae
Product: DEAD-box ATP-dependent RNA helicase 7-like
Exons: 11
Coding region: 103-1665 (520 amino acids)
Molecular function (GO): nucleic acid binding; ATP binding
Source: RefSeq, a predicted model, not a curated record